This is a messenger RNA of Setaria italica (foxtail millet), 1731 nucleotides long. RefSeq names its product polyadenylate-binding protein RBP45. The transcript is spliced from 7 exons. Bases 60 to 1400 code for a protein of 446 amino acids. Gene Ontology annotation, cellular component: cytosol. Gene Ontology annotation, molecular function: mRNA binding. The record is from RefSeq and is a predicted model, not a curated record. Lineage: Eukaryota; Viridiplantae; Streptophyta; Magnoliopsida; Poales; Poaceae.
CACCCCUCCCUCGCCUGUCGCCUCACCCUAGGAUUCGCCCGCCCAGCCACGCCGCCGCCAUGAUGCCGCAGCAGCAGCCCGGCGUCGCCCCUCCUCCCCCGCAGUCCGCCCCGGGCGCGCCGCCGCACUGGGGCGGCAUCCCGCCGCCGAUGCCCCCGCAGCACCAGUACGCGCCGCCGCCGCCGCCGCAGCAGGCCCCGCCCCCGCCGCAGAUGUGGGGCCAGGCGCCCCCGCCGCCGCAUCAGGCACCGUACGGCCAGGCGCCUCCCCCGCCGCACCAGGCCGCGUACGGCCAGGCGCCUCCCCCGCCGCAGGCCGGCUACUACGGGGCGCCACCCGCGCCGGCCCCCGUGGCGGCCGCGGCCGCCGGGCCCAACGAGGUCAGGACGCUCUGGAUCGGGGACCUGCAGUACUGGAUGGACGAGAACUACAUCUACGGGUGCUUCGCGGCCACGGGGGAGGUACAAUCUGUGAAGCUUAUCCGUGACAAGCAUACUGGACAGCUUCAGGGCUAUGGUUUUGUUGAAUUCAUGACCCGUGCCACCGCUGAAAAAGUUCUUCAGACUUACAAUGGGACAAUGAUGCCCAAUGUUGAGUUGCCAUUCCGAUUGAAUUGGGCCAGUGCUGGUGAAAAACGUGAUGACUCCCCUGAUUACACAAUUUUUGUUGGUGACUUGGCUGCUGAUGUUACGGAUUACAUAUUACAAGAGACAUUCAGGGUGCAUUAUCCUUCGGUCAAGGGUGCAAAGGUUGUCACGGACAAACUAACUAUGCGUCCAAAGGGUUAUGGCUUUGUGAAAUUCGGUGAUCCUAAUGAGCAAGCUCGUGCAAUGACUGAAAUGAAUGGGAUGCUCUGUUCUUCAAGACCCAUGCGUAUUGGACCAGCUGCUAAUAAGAAAGCCACAGGAGUUCAAGAAAAAGUACCAAGCGCCCAGGGAGUUCAGUCUGACAGUGAUCCUAACAAUACCACUAUUUUUGUUGGUGGCCUUGACCCCAAUGUCACUGAAGAUGUGUUGAAACAAGUUUUCGCCCCUUAUGGGGAAGUGGUCCAUGUCAAGAUCCCUGUUGGCAAAAGAUGUGGUUUUGUUCAAUAUGCUAACAGAUCUUCUGCCGAGGAGGCAUUGGUAAUUCUGCAAGGUACCUUGAUUGGAGGGCAGAAUGUGAGGCUCUCUUGGGGUCGCAGCCCUUCAAACAAACAAGUUCAGCCUCAACAGGAUCCCAACCAGUGGGCUGCUGGGGCUAAUGCAGCAGGAUACUAUGGUUAUGGGCAAGGCUACGAGGCCUAUGGGUAUCCUCAAUCUCAGGACCCUAAUGCGUUUGGUUAUGGAGCUGGAGCAUAUGCUGGCUAUCCAAAUUACCAACAGCAACCAGUGGCGCAGCAGCCACAGCAGCAACAGUGAGAUCCAAUGGCUCUGCCUUACCAUUUCAGGUGCUGUGAUUGGUGCGAGGGGAUGUGCUGAGUUGUAAGAUAUAGAGCGUUUGAUGCAUGCCUUGGUUAAGGCCAUACGAACAUGAUUUGUAGCACUAGAGUUUUAGCACCUUGUAUGGUGCACUGCGGUUCUAUUCCAUGAUCGAGUAACUGGUAGGAAAAACAAUCUGUUGCGUGUCGCCGUAUGUUUUACUAUCGUUAAUUUACCUUUGCUAGCUCUUGUCAUCGCAUUAUUACUGUACUGUAAUCAAGAUUCGCACGGAUGCUUCUGGUUUUUAUGUUUGUUGCCAACUGUUGCCUUU